AUGUUCGUCCUUCUCUUGAGCCUCGCUGCCACGGCCCAGGCCGCCCUGUACGACACGGUCAUCAAAACCAAGUAUGGCCUGGUCCAGGGCGCCCCCGCGCUGAACAGCACCUUCGGCUCGAACCUGCCCGGAUGGGAGAACAUCACGGCAUGGAAGGGCAUCCCCUAUGCGAGCCCCCCGACGGGAGAGAACCGCUGGCGGAUCCCGCGCGACCCUGAACCGUGGGACGGAAUCCUCAACGCAACCUCCUUUGGCGAUGCGUGUGCCUUUGCCGACGCCGUCGAAGACUUCCCCCAGAGCGAGGACUGUCUGACGGUCAACAUCUGGACGUCGGCCGAGUCGACCGACGAGAAACGGCCCGUCAUGGUCUGGUCGUACGGCGCGACGACGGCGGCGCGCAUGAGCUGGUAUGACGGCGGCGGGAUGGCCUCCAAGGGGGUGGUGUAUGUCAGCUACAAUUACCGGACGGGGCCUUUUGGCUGGCUGUCGCUGCCGGAGCUGAGCGACGAGAUGGAGCCCUUCUCGGGCGUCAAGUCGUCGGGCAAUUGGGGAUUGCUUGACCAGAUCCAGAUUCUCAAAUGGGUGCAAGAAAACAUUGAAGCGUUUGGCGGCGACCCGAACCAGGUUGUUCACGCCGGCGAGUCCUUUGGCUCGGCUGCCUCAUACCACACGCUCAACAGCCCGUUGGCCAAAGGCCUCAUGCACGGCGUGAUCGCCGAGAGCGGCAUCAAGGACCCCUACGACCCGGCCACGGCCACCUUCGCCAACGCCUACUACAACCUCUCGUACGCCUACGACUUUAGCCAGAUCUACAUGGACAGCCUGAACGUGAGCUCGGUGGCCGAGCUGCGCAACCUGACCACCGACGAGCUCAUGACCGGCACCGGCGUCGAUGCCUUCUACGGCUUCGCCCCCGUCAUGGACUACUGGGCCAUCCCGAGCACAUACGAGGGCAGCGUGCGCUGGGGCCCGCAGAACGACGUGCCUCUGAUCGUGGGCAACAACCACGACGAGGACGGCGUGCAGCUGGGCCUGAACCUGACGGAAUCGACCUACAUCAACGAGACGGAGACCACCUACGGCGCAGACGCGGCGGCGACCUUCCUGGCCUCGUUCCCGGCCCAGAACGCCUCCAGCGCCGGCGACGCAUACAACGCCAUGCAGCGCGCCAUCUACACCACCUCCACCUGGGAAUACUGCGACAAGUUCACCAGCUCCGCCCAGAGCCCCGUCUACUACUACUUCUGGACGCACUCGCCUCCGGGCCAGACCGAGGGCGCCUACCACGGCUCCGAGGUGUUUUACGUGCUCAACACCCUCUACGGCGGCGAGCUGCCCUACACGGCCGAAGACUACGCCAUUGCAGACUAUGUCUCGUCGUAUUGGGCGAACUUCGUCAAGACCCUCAACCCCAACAUCGGCGGUUCCUAUACCAACGGCUCGCUGACCUUCUGGCCCGCCUAUUCCAGUACAGAGAACGUCCAGUUCGAGAUCGGUGAUGCCUAUGGCAACGUCGAGGUUGCCGACCAGGAUGUCAUGGAUGCCGUUGACGAGUACUUUCACUGGGCUAUGCCGGAUCCCUGGUAG
Penicilliopsis zonata CBS 506.65 is the source of this 1587-nucleotide messenger RNA. RefSeq lists its product as hypothetical. Lineage: Eukaryota; Fungi; Ascomycota; Eurotiomycetes; Eurotiales; Aspergillaceae. The record is from RefSeq and is a predicted model, not a curated record. The coding region runs from base 1 to 1587 and encodes 528 amino acids. The transcript is spliced from 2 exons.